AUGGCAUCAGUAGCUGAUGUUGAGGCAGAGCUCUUCUAUCCUAGCUUUGUUGUCCAAGCUAAAGGCUUUUCUGCACUGCUUAACAUAUUGUUGAAAGAGAAAGAUUUAAAAGAAAAGUCUUUGUUUUUGAAAGCAGCAAAAACUGUUCUAUGGAAACUGCUUCGUAAUGGAUGUCGAAUGUCAUCUAGUUGGGUGGCUGAGGUCAUCCCAGUUUUGAUUUCCCAAGGGAUCAUUUCUGAGACCGAAAUCAUUAACGAGUGCCUGUAUGCAUUUAGCAAUAAUACCGAAAAUGUGCAACCAGUAUGUUUCGGUAGUAUAAUCCGCCUGAUAUUAGGUGAUGAGAUCUUUGAGACGGAGAAACAGCUGCUUUUACAGUAUGUAGUGAAGUGUGGGAAGCCAUCGCAGUUAGAAGCAGCUUUACGGACUCUUUCUUCAGAAAGUUUUGUCACAGUUGAUAUCAUACCGGAGUCUCCCUGGAGGAAUCACUGGUUGCUCACAUACAGCGAGGAUGAAAAUUUGCUUGCGACCUUGAAUCUUGGUUAUUCUAGCUGUGUUUUCACGCUUUGCGAGCGAUUAAUAUCAGGCUCUUACAAAUGUUGCAUUGAGUUAGUGAAUAAUCCGACGUUUCCUGUACAUCCAGUUUUUAUCUAUAGUCUUCUUACUCUUUACGCAUCAUUUUCUGAAUGGCAAAAAAACCAUUCUUUUGCUUCUGCUCUAUCUCUGAAACCUGAAGGCGGUGCUGAAGGCUCGUUGCUGCGAAUACUAAGCAGGCUUAGUAGCCUGAUUGCGAAAUCGCAGUCCUGCCACUCAGGUUAUUCUUUUUGUGGUUCUGGAGAAGAUCAAGGGAACCUUGGUUACUUCGAAUGGAUUUCGAAUUCCGAACAGCGAAGGCGUACUUUCAUAAAGAUGUGGUCUGCAACUUGUGGGAAGUGUUUAAGUAGUCUUCAUGUUAGUUUUGCUAUGGGGUUUGUUCCUUUUUUGAAAGAUGAUGAACUAGAUGACUUCUUAAACUUAUUAGCGAUGUUUGUUAAUUUGGAUGUACAUCUGGCUGACAGUAUCUUGUUAUCUUCGCUGCAGUUUAUGAAGAAAAGUGAUAUAACUAGAAAAAAGUUUUUGAACUGGCUGCAUCAUCUUGCUGUCAGUAAGUCUACUCAUGGAUCAGUGCUCAAGUUAUUAUUAACUAUUGCCAGUGGGGAAGAACUUUCAGACCGACUGGUAGCUCUUGAGUCUCUCAGGAAGUUGUGGAAUUUGUCUAGGUGGUCCUUAUUCGAUGACUUCUCUGAUAUUAUUAAAUUAGACUUAAGCAAAGAUUCGCCACAAAUAUGUACAGCGAAGUUUGCACUCAUACGUAGCAUUUGUCUGACAAGCGAUCGCGCGGAAGACCUGCUUCCGAUGCUGUCGAGCAUGCUGAGGAGUGAUUGUCCUCAUUUCGCUAAUGCUGUUAAGGCUGUUUCAGAGUUGUGUCGGGCACGGAUUCUGGACUUAAUGCCAGUGCUGCAGCUUAUCUCACCAUUAAUUUUGCGUUCGUGCGGAGCAGAUGUUCUCCGGGCGUAUAUUGAGCUUUUGAGCGUUUCAUCUUUAGUCGUCGAAGAAGAAUCAGAUUGCCGACCAGAUUGUAUAAGACAGCUGUGGUCUUGGACAAAUAAAGCAGAGCUUGCAGAGGUUCAGUCGGCUGCAUGGCGUGCGCUCGCUUGUUUUCCUGCUGACUUGUUAGAAGCUCAUUCUUGCCUGGAUAAUAUGCAGGAGGGUACUUCCUUUCAGGCAGAACUCAUUUCAGUGCUAAGCGUGAUAGAGGAUGAGCAAUGUUUUGGUCUAGACUUUGGUUGCUUUCUUGGAAAAGUGGUCUCAGACGAGGUUGAGGGUUUGGGUCGUAGCUUAUAUAUUACCAAACCAAGUCCUUCCAAACCAGACGGUGGUGUUUUUGAACUGGUUGUAAAGAACUUUUCCUGGGAAAAAGUGAAAACUAUGUGCGAUAUUGCUGCUCUGACGUUUUUCAAAGUUUUCUGUUCCUCAAUGAGUUCAGCUGGACGAGAUGUUUCCGAAAUCUCGCAAAGAUUACACUAUUUGCUUGUAAAAACAACAAUUCCUCUAGAUGAUAUGUGGUUAGCUAUCAAGUACAUUUUGUCCUGGAAAAUAACCGUAGAAGGCACGUAUAGGAUGCUUCUCAAAGAAUCACAAAAGAAAAAUUUCGAACGCUCUACUUGCGCUUCACCGUGGGAUCGAAUUGUGGAUAUCAUGAGACAUGCACUGUCAGUUAGCAGUUCUGCGUUAAAUAAUGUUGUCAUUGCCUUGAGCUUUUUGAUGACGUGCUCAGAAGUAGUGGUAGAUGCCGCUAUGAAAGUUUCCGCUGGGGAAUUUCUAUUGUCUUGUAUUAAUCCGAAUUAUCGCAGCAGCUGUGCACUUCUCUUUCGAACCAGUCUGGAUCAUAGUGAUAGCUUGAGAGCUCUGUCGUGCUACGCAACUUCACGACUGUUUUAUUCACUUGAUUCAGUUGCAAAUAGGGAUUUUGGGUACGUAUGUGACUUGGUAAAUAGCGCAAAUAAUGAUCACAAUAGUCAUGGAAGCUGGCUAAUUGAUAUUGUCAGUAGCAGUUGCUGUAGAAAAACGAGUGUCAGCGAUCCAGUAAAGUUGUCUCGCCUCUUAAAAAACAUCAAACUAACGAAAUCCGAAGAGUAUGUGUCCUGUCGGUGGGAAAGGUAUGAGGUGCAGUUGGUUGGAGCUUUAAUAGAAGCAAAUUCUGAAGUUGUGGAAUGUGUAUCUGAUCAAGUUUGUGGAAAAGAAUUGUUGGAAGAAGAUGUUACGGGUCUGCUUCAGAAGGAUGAAAUGACUGCUCAGGAAAUACAGGAGUUACUACGACGGUUGCGAACGUGUAGGUUAGAGUUUUCCAACCGUUUAAUGGCUAAAUUAACCAAGAAGCUUGGAAAGUGGAUGAAUGGUGACAAAGAGAUUCAGUUAAUGGUGCUUCAAGAAGCCACAACUUUCCAAAUUAUAAAUGAAUUUAAUGUAUUCGUCUCUCAUCCGAAAAACUAUAACUAUCUGCCGGAAAAGUGUCUUUUACGCGCUAUGGUUAGAAAACUCCAGGAGGGUCGCAAAACGUCAAAUACAUUAGGCUCUCUUGCUAUAUUGAAUGGUUUGUGUGAAUGCAAGCCAAGAUCCGAUAAAAGAGAGUUACCACCGCUUGAAUGGGCAUUUUUAUUCACUAUAUUCACAGCGUCUUCUAAAACUAUCCAGGCUUUGAUCAUUCGUCUCGCUGUUCGCCAAAAGGAUAUUAAAUUGCUGUGCAAAAUAAUUGCGUCGGAUGUAUUUGCGGAAAACUUCACGUUUUUUUUGGAACCGAUCUUAGCUCACUUUGAACUCUUACAAGCACUUCUGCCUUGGCCUUUCGUAAAUGUCGUUGUGGACAAGUUGUACGAAACCGCUGCUCUAGGUGAAAACGAGGAUAACAUAUGGAGCGGUAUUGCUAAAAUUGGGUCACAAAACCCGCAUGUGAUAAAGUUGUGGUUUUCCAAGAUACCGGAGAUUACCCAGAUAAAUGUACUUGAACAUCCUUUAUAUGUUCAUUUCAAAGACGUAAGGAUCCCGAAGGCUUAUUCGGAAAAGAAUUCUUUUCUUGAUAUUUGGGUCAAAACGAAAUCUGAUUUGUAUGAGGAUAGUGUGCGAUCGCUUGUUAGUUCAGUUAGGAACAUUGACAGCAAAAUGACGUCGUACAUCACUCAGAAGAGGUGUGACUGCGCUUUGAAGUGUAAUUAA
Messenger RNA from Enterobius vermicularis (human pinworm), 3750 nucleotides. The record is from the annotation of a GenBank genome assembly. Lineage: Eukaryota; Metazoa; Nematoda; Chromadorea; Rhabditida; Oxyuridae.